UCUGACGUCACGGCGUCGCCGAGAUGACGCCGACGGCGGUAGUCAUGCGUUCGUUGGUGCUGCAGUACCACAUCGCAGUUUAUCGCCCGUGCGUUUAAACCUCUCGCCCCCAGCGCCGCACUUCACGCAUGGAGUUGCGCACGGACACGGUCCUGGCGAGUCUGGAGAUGUCGGAGUUGAAAAGCGACGAUGGGUCGUCGGAGGGCGACGCAGAUUACGAGAGUUUACCCGCGCACGCGUCCCUGUCCACGCACAUGACAGCAGGCGCCGUGGCCGGAGUGCUGGAGCACACCGUCAUGUUCCCCGUGGAUUCGGUCAAGACCCGUAUGCAGAGUUUGCAGCCAGACCCAAAAGCUCAGUACAGCAGCGUGUACGGUGCACUGAAGCGGAUCGUGCAGACAGAGGGUUUCUUUCGCCCGCUGAGGGGUCUCAAUAUCACUGUGUUGGGGGCCGGCCCUGCCCAUGCGCUCUAUUUUGCAUGUUACGAGCGAAUCAAACGCAGCCUCAGUGAUGUCAUACAGAACGGAGGCAACAGUCACAUCGCCAACGGAAUUGCGGGGAGCGUUGCCACUGUUCUUCAUGAUGCUGUCAUGAACCCAGCAGAAGUGGUAAAGCAGAGGAUGCAGAUGUAUAAUUCUCCUUACCGCAGCCUAUAUGACUGUGUAGUGACUGUCAGUCGUAAGGAAGGGCUAGCCGCGUUUUACCGCAGCUACAGCACUCAACUGACCAUGAACAUCCCAUUCCAGGCCAUGCACUUCAUUACCUACGAGUUCAUGCAGGAACGUUUUAACCCCCAACGUCAGUACCGUCCCGAAACCCACAUUUUAUCCGGGGCAGCGGCAGGAGCCGUGUCCGCCGCCGUGACCACUCCAUUAGAUGUGUGCAAGACGCUGUUAAACACGCAAGAGAACGUCGCGCUCAGCUCAGCGCACAUCAGCGGACAUCUCACGGGUAUGGUCAAUACCUUCAGGACAGUGUACCGCCUGGGAGGCGUUCCGGCGUUCUUUAAAGGAGUCAGAGCGCGAGUCAUUUAUCAAAUGCCUUCUACAGCCAUCGCCUGGUCUGUCUAUGAGUUCUUUAAGUAUUUCCUGACUCGACAUGAGCCGAACAUCCAGGAACUGGGCAGGGCCUCUGUCAAGACAGGCCCCACGUGAGGGUGAUGCCGUUAGGCGUCUCUUGGGUAAAUCAUUUCAAAGGAUGAGUCCAAAGAGAAGAGUGGAGAUUUGUGGGUAAAUGAAUAUUCCUUGUACAUGGAGGACGUGGAAGAGGCCUUUGACUCAAAUGGGAAUGUAGUCACUCAUUUUUUAUACAGUGGACACUCCAAUCACCUAUAACCUCUUAUUUUGUUUUGAAACAUAUUAAUUUAUUGAAAGAGUUUGUUGUUGUUACAUGAGAUGGGGAUGAAUGGACAUCGCAAACUACUGAACAUCUAUGUUGUAAACUUGAUGAAAACAGACAGACGUGUAGUUGAUUUGGUUGUAUUUUGUUUUCUCAACCGCUAAACAUGUCGUUUUUUUUUUUAAAUCUAAAAUAACGUAUACACAAUAUAUUAAGACAUUCCCAAGUUCUAUUGCUCAAUAAACAGACCAGAUUUGUAAAAAAUCAGCUAUUAAGGCUGUCUGGAAUCAAAUCUAGCCUUUUGGUUCCAUUUUGAAACGGGCGAACUGAUGUUUUAAACCCCUGAAGUGUCUUAUUUUCUUCAAGAAAAAUCGAUGUUGAGUAGAAGUUACUCGAUUAAAGUUGCCAGAUUUACUGUGGCACAAAUGAGGCUGAGGCGGUAAGGAAUGCAGGUACGGUUGGCUGCUCACUUCUUUGUCAAACAUCAUUUUGUGUCCUAUGGAAAGCGUCAGAACCGUCUAUCCCUGACAGACUUGCUUUCCUUUGUGUUAUAAAUAUGUCAUCUACCAUCUUCCGUUAAAUGUGCAGAUUGUGGCAUGCGCUUCUUUAGAUUUCACACCUUCAUUACUCCCAUUUUACAUUUUUAGUUUUUAACUAAAUUCCUAUUCAAUUUCCUUCCUAUUCCCAUUCAAACUGAAUGUGAUCCAAUAAGUAUUUUUCACUGCAGUAGUGAUUUCUAAAAUCAUAGUGUAUCUUUGGUGAAAUCAUGGCUUUAUCAGCUUCAGCAGUGAGUUUAGACAGGUGAAAGCUUUAGAUGCGUUUUAUGUAUGAUAGCUGUUAUUUGUUUUAGAACAGUUAUCAGAUGAUAUAUAACCAAUCUAGCCUAGCAUUAUAGCUAUAAGAUGUGAUCUAUGGAAUGAUUUUCUCUGCUCUUAAGAACCCUACAACAAAGUGUACACUAAAAUUCUGCGGUUCCAGGUGAAAUCUCAAACCCAGAAUUAAAUCUUUACUCGCAGAGUACAUUAGAGGCUUUAGAUGUUGGUGAUAUUCCUCCAUGCCAGUCCAUUUCUCUUUUGUUUCACCUCUGUGUGAAUCUCUAUAUUCAUUCCAGUCUUAUUUUCCAGUUAAGACCUUAUAGAGAGUGUAAUAAAUACAAGAACGAGGAAUCAAAAAGAAAGCUGUACGAUAUUGUGCCUUAUUCGUGUAACAAGCAGAGCACAUUGUUGUGUAAAUUAUUUUUUAUUUGCAUGAAACUUAGUAUACGAAAGGAAUAGGCAGAAAUUUGUUCUGCUUGUGUGUUUUAUUGACUAAGCUAAUACAGUGUGUGUGUAUCCUCACAGUCUCAUUUGUUCACACUACUCGGAGGAGUUGGAAUUGGAGUUACGCGCAAAAAAUGUAGAGAGUGGCAGAAUAGAAUUGUAAAUAAUGUGUGUCACGCACAUGAGUUGUCAGUUUUGGUAUCUUUACUUUUUAUCGGAAUUAUAGCUCUUGUUUAAGAGAAUUCAUGUAUGCAGGAGGCCCAGAGGAUAAAAAACUCACACAUCUCAAAAUCAUUAUGCAAGCGUGUUACAAUGGCUGUGUAUUUAUCUAAACGAAGUGGCAUUUUAGAAGUGUGUAGUUAAAUCGAAAUAACAUCACCGAGCUAAAUUGCAAAAAUAAUUCAAACUGGUUUCCACAACACUCCAUGUAAAUGUCCCGGGACAAGAUUAUAAUGUUGACCUGUUGAAAUUGCAUCUGUAUAUUGAACUGGGUCAGCUAAAAGUGUUUUUACAGAACAAACGACACACUUCAGCUUUAAUUGAAUGUUUAUUUGCCUAUACAUGCUAGCAAAUAUUGAGAUAAUUGUAGUAUUGCUUUUUUGUGAUUUUUGAUAGAAGUGUUAGUUUGCUUGAAUGGAUUCGCCGCAUUUCUGUAACCUAUGCAUAUUUCCAUCAGACGAGGAUAUUCCCAGUGGUCUUAGCGCUGCGAAUGUGCAAGAGAGAGUUUUCUGUGUGCUGACUGGUUCAGCUGGCAGUGUUCUGUUUGGUCUGUGCCUUUUCUGUAUCAUCUCUCUCUUCCUCAUCCCUAGCUCACUGUUUUUUUAGCUAGAAGAGUUUGACAUUCCUUUAAAUUCCAUUGGAGUCUCUGAAUCCAUUGAGGUAUUUCACUUGGAGUUUGUUUGCUUCCAGAAUAAAUGUAUAUUGGUUUAGUGUUGCCUUUCCAGUCUUCCCAUCAGACCAACUGUUUUCUGUCCCCGCUAGGAACCAAAGAAACAGAAUCUUCAGUAAUUCAGUUCAAUACCCAUUCCUUUUAAAUCUUUUGAUGGGGAAAUGUUGUUAGCAUUGGAAUUGUUUGAUUUUACGGAGUUGUAUAUCCAUGUCUUUUAGACAGGUUUACCAUUAAGGCUUAUAUCGUAAAGGCCGUACAAAGCAGACUGCCUGUGUGGCCCUUCAGUUGACUGACCACUGACAAAUUUCCGUUGAGUCUUUGGCUUCAUGUUGUGCUAUGGUGGAAACCCCAUGGGUUUACUUCUGAGUCCAGCAUUUUUAAAUGCUAUCAAUCUGUAAUUGCUCUGCAAAACCAGCUGUUUUUUUUAAAUACAUAUUGUAUUUUAAUCAGUUACAUUAUAUGACCUACAGCAUGUUUUGAAACUUUUUCAUUUGGGCCCAUUGUAAAGUUUUCCUUUAGUCUUUGUAUGUUGAUCUUGCCUUAAAGUGAUCAUCACCCAUAAUGCUUUGUGAAAACAGCAGCCAUAUAUAUCAAUGGCUUAUUAAAAAGAUGUGGACACACACACACACACACACACACACACACACACACACACACACACACACACACACACACACCAUGAACAACUUUAUGGUUUGGCCGCUUGAUGAGCACAUUGGUACUUAAAAUAAAAAAUCUAGACAGUAUAUUUUGUGGAAACGCUGCUACAGUUUGUAACACUGGAGCUUAAAUAAAACAUGCAACGAUCAAGUGUUUUUCUUGUUUACUUCUUUUUAAUUUAAAUAAAAUUGGGUUCUAAUGUGUUGUAUACCUGUAUUACUUUAAGUCAUACUUUGCAAAAAUCGAAUUAUUGUAAGGGUAAGUUUUUACAUUCAUAUUUGGCAAUACAAAAAUAAUGCAUAUGCAAAAUGUUGUUGAUAUGGUUGGCCUGGGAUUGGUACACUUCACUUAAUAUUUUGGUGAUGUGGCUUUUACAAUGUAUUUAUAAUAACAUUUAUAAUAGAUUUAAACAAUAAAAACAGUUAUGAUGCAGAAACGUUAAAAUGUUAAGGUAUACAAAAAAAUAUAAAACUGUUGUUUUGGCUGCCAGAAGAUGAAUUGAAUACGUUUAAUAAAUUUAAAAGCAAGCCAUGAGACAUGAUAACGUGACAAUGUUGAAAAUUAUUUUCCAUUAAAAUACACCAAGUUGGUUUUUAAGUUUGGUUUUAGAGGGGUUUAAGUGUGUUUACUUGUGCCAAACAACUAUUCCAAAAGAACAAUGAUAUUGUAGCUUCAGAUUAGGAGGAUGUUAUUCACAAAUAAAUCUUACUUAAAGACAAUUGCAAUAAUGUGUUUUAAACCAGCUGAAUUAAAAAAAGUGUAGAAUGAAUGAAAAGUUGUAUUAAGGCAUUAAUUGAUAAAACCAUCGUUUAAUUUCAUACAGUGUGUUUCUAGCCUGAACCCAUUAAAGCCUGCUGAUGUAACUCGCGAGGAACGUCAUUGAGGCUAUGUUGUCGGAAGAGGGCGCUGUAGCUCACAGUUACAGAAUGUUUGCCUAGCCCUAGAGACUUCCAGUACAACCUGUCUAAU
This is a messenger RNA of Triplophysa rosa, 5115 nucleotides long. It is a transcript of the gene slc25a37, whose product is annotated as solute carrier family 25 member 37. NCBI's taxonomy places the organism in Eukaryota, Metazoa, Chordata, Actinopteri, Cypriniformes, Nemacheilidae. The coding region runs from base 129 to 1154 and encodes 341 amino acids. Gene Ontology annotation, biological process: iron import into the mitochondrion. The transcript is spliced from 4 exons. The record is from RefSeq and is a predicted model, not a curated record. Gene Ontology annotation, molecular function: ferrous iron transmembrane transporter activity. Gene Ontology annotation, cellular component: mitochondrial membrane.